CCAGAGUUUCCGGAGGAAUUAAAAAUGAGACGGACCAAGUUCCUGUUUUGAUUUAUUUCCCUCCUGUGUCAGAAGGAGCGAUGAAGACAGCGCGGUGCGCGUUUCUCCUUCAAUAACUCCAUCUUUCAUUUCGUGUCGUUUUGCUUCCUCGAUAUCCCGGGCGCCGAACACACAGCAGCUUAUCAUGGCUCUGAGUUCGGGGGUUUGGGCUCCGGUUUUUCCGUCUCCGGCACUCCAGCAAGGCUCGAACGCGAGCUCGGGGUCCGGCUGCGGCACGGUCUUGAUGUCGGUUCGUGUGUCGGUGUCGUGGGCGACGCUGCGAGCUCUGCGGCCGCUCCGCUCUUCCGGCACCGUGGAGGAUGACUCGGCUCUCCGCCUGCAGCUCAGCAUGGACCCGAACCGGCCAGGAGACUUCCGGCUCACCCUCAGAGACUCCGGCAGUAACGGCAGGAUCAUGUCACUGGCAGAGUUUGAGCUGUGUGCAGUGAGGUACGAGAUCAAGUCGCCUCGCUGCCACGAGCUGUGCGUCAUCAAGCCGCCGCACGACACGCUGACCUUCACCUUUCGCAGCGAGCAGGAGGCCCAGGAGUGGGCCACCGUCAUGAUAUCAUCACUGAGGGAAGCCCACAGAGUCGCAGGCAUCGCCUCUCAUCCCACUGAUGACACGGAACAUCUAAAACCUGUCGAGCAGAGCGCAGCAUUGUGCUUAUCAGCAAAAGAGGAACUAUGUGCAGAGCUGGCCAGAGCCAUCGAGGCCGGAGAUGCACAAGCAGCAAAGCAGCACGCUACAUCACUGGCGCACCAGCAGAUGGCGCUCACCAUCCAACCGGCUCCAAAGGAAUCUGAAGAUGAAGAGAUCAGCUUAGCAGUUGCAGUUGAAGAUGCCACGUCGUCCUGUUGCGUCACGGUAAAAGUGGUCCCCCACAUGACUGUGGCGUCUCUUAAGCAGCAGAUGUUUGGAGAAUACGGUUCACCCCGAGUGCAGCGCUGGGUCAUAGGUCAGUGUUUGUGCUCCGAACAGCGCUCCCUGGUGUCAUACGGCGUCUGCCGAGACGGAGACACUGCGUUUCUCUACCUCCUCUCAGCACGCCACGCCCGCCUCAGCCGACUGCAGUGCCAGCAGGACCAGGAGAGCGCCCUCCUCGCACCCGUGCCUAAACUGACCCCGACCCCGGCACCAGCCAGUCACGACUGGAGAGGAUACAGCACACUGCCACCAAGACUCCAUCAUUCCAACACAGGAAGCGGUGGGGGCGGAGCUGGAAAGCACAGCAUCAGUGACAUCAUGAACCUGGAGAGACUGCAGCUAGGUGUACCUGGGGUGAGACCAACAAACCCGCAGGCGGGUUGGUCAUGUCCUUCAUGUACGUUUAUAAACAAGUCGACAAGGCCUGGCUGUGAAAUCUGCAGUACAGAGAGACCCACUCGGCCCGAGCUCGGCGCGUCCGAGGAAGCGGCUCUGCUUUUAUAAGAGCUCUCCGGAACCACACUGUGAACUUUUUCAGCCCCAAGGAGGCCAGUAUGGACAUGGAAAAGACAUAAGCAUGUACAGAUAUCUACCUGGCAAAGGAUUCAAUGUGCAGAGUGAUCCAAGGUGAGAAGACGCAUCCCUGAACUCUAGGAUCUCCCUGACUUCUCUAGGAAUUAGCAUUGGUUUUGUUCAAACCGGAGAUCAGCCGGGCGAUGAUAUUCAUUUCAUGGAUAAAACCUCACACUGGAGAUCAAAACCGAACAUCAGCUCCUUUACUGUUAUUAAAGUGCAGUGUUUCUACAGACAACCAUCUUUUCUUUGUACUACUCCUGAACUCAUGCACGUUAUUUUUUCUUUUUCUUUCGGUAAGCAAUAAAACCACAUGUAGCAUGCUGUUAUGAGAAAAUAAUUAAUGGAAGGGUGAACGUGACGAAGAAGAGUUACUGUUACAGCCAUCCUAUUGAUCAUUUUCAAGUAAUACCAUGUGAUUUAUUCCUCUUGGGAACUUCGUUUAACACAAAAUAUAUCUGUCGUUUAGAGAUUUUUUUUUAACAUUGUGAGUCCACGCUAUCGCACACACAUUGGAGCACCUAUAGACACUCGUUCUCUAACCAACCUCUCCAUCUUUCUUGAAGAUAAUAGAACGGAAGUGACACCACAAAGUAUAAAGUCCUCCCCAUCAGCAAUUUGUCCUUGUCAUCAAAACACAUUUUUCAACUGUACAUUAAGAUUUUUUUGUGUUACAUCCCAUAUUCAAGUCCAGGCACAAGCUGUUUAUAGAAACAUACUAAAAAUUAACCUUAAAAAUCUUCCGGACGAUCAGAAUUGAAAAUUCAGCAGUGCUUUUACAAAAUAUGCCAGAGAAAUUGUAGAUAUGCAAAUGGUUAUGAGAAAAUAUUACUGUUUGUGAAUAUUAAACCUGAACCACAGGGUUGUUCACAAAAAUUUGAAAAUUACUGACUGGGAAAAGUUGCGUUCCUAAUUUUGUGAAGAUUCAAGCAAAUGUAGAGAUGAUCCUUUUCCUUUGGAGAUCUUUGUGCUUUUUUUGUUUUUUUUGUUUUUGAAUUAUUUGUAAAUCUGUACAUUGCACAAAUGUUCAGGGAUACUUUAAAUGAGAGGCUAAAGGGGGUCAUUUUUUCACUUGUAAAUCAUAUCGAUCAUCAUUUCUAAAAACAUGCUCAUUUUCACCACAGACUGGAGUCAUAUAUGCAUUCAGAUUUAGUUUUUGCCAAUGAAAUCUUUUGUUUGUUUGUUUUAUUUAAAUUUUCACACUAAUUAAGAUUGUAGUAGGAUUUAGAAAACCCUUGGAAUUCACAGUUAAUGGUAACAACACCUAAAGGUUUAUAAAAGCUCAUUAAUACAUAUUUAGCAAAAAGUUUACAAGAUUUCUGCAGUUUCUAAUUUGAAUUUUAAUGAAACAGAAAUCCUAUGAAACUCUUAAUGACUUGGAUUGUGCUUUUUUUUUUUUUUAGUUUUUUAAUAAUGUUUUUUUUUUUCUUCCACCCUUUUUUUUUCAGAUACUUGUAGUUACUGGAACUCAGUCUGCCCUCAUUUCAGUUUGUUGUGAAAAAGAAACGAUAAGGAGCUUGAUGUAGCAGCUGUAAAAUGCUCUUCACCAGCCUUAAAUGGUGUGGAAAAAAAAAAGAUAAAUGUUUCUUACAAAACCAAAACACAUCUGACAAAAUAUAGUGUCAGCAUUUUACUUGUGCUACACAAGCUCAUGAUUGUAAAUGAUUUAUUAUUAUUGUUGAGUAAAUUAUAUUUGGUGUUCAGUUUAUGGACAAUAAAACUAUGAGAUGAAAACA
Silurus meridionalis is the source of this 3276-nucleotide messenger RNA. It is a transcript of the gene sharpin, whose product is annotated as SHANK-associated RH domain interacting protein. Gene Ontology annotation, molecular function: ubiquitin-protein transferase activity; ubiquitin binding. Gene Ontology annotation, biological process: positive regulation of canonical NF-kappaB signal transduction; protein linear polyubiquitination; proteasome-mediated ubiquitin-dependent protein catabolic process. Lineage: Eukaryota; Metazoa; Chordata; Actinopteri; Siluriformes; Siluridae. Gene Ontology annotation, cellular component: LUBAC complex. The record is from RefSeq and is a predicted model, not a curated record.